Molecule: messenger RNA, 1391 nt
Organism: Eucalyptus grandis
Lineage: Eukaryota; Viridiplantae; Streptophyta; Magnoliopsida; Myrtales; Myrtaceae
Product: organic cation/carnitine transporter 4
Biological process (GO): transmembrane transport
Cellular component (GO): membrane
Molecular function (GO): transmembrane transporter activity
Source: RefSeq, a predicted model, not a curated record
AUGGAUCUUCGGCUCAUGGGCCUGGGCUUGUGGGAGUGGGCGAAGGGCGGCGAGAGCUCCAUCGUGACCGAGUGGGGGCUGGUUUGCGGGGAGAAGUACAAGGUAGGGCUGGUCCAGGCCUUGUUCUUCGGCGGGUGCAUGAUUGGAGCCGGGACAUUUGGCCACUCGGACUCGUUAUUGGGAAGGAAAGGCUCUCUAACGGUGGUCUGUAUCUUGAAUGCCAUCUUCGGUUGCUUGACGGCCCUCUCUCCGGAUUACUGGACCUAUUGCCUCCUCUGCUUCAUUACUGGAUUUAGCACGGGCGGGGUUGGCCUAUGCGUUUUUGUACUAGCCACUGAGCCUAUUGGCCCAAAGAAGCGCGGAGUGGCAGGAAUGUCCAUUUUCUAUUUCUUCUCAUGUGGCAUAGCUCUUCUCUCCGGCAUCGCUUAUGUGUUUCGCUCAUGGCGGGAGCUCUACAUUGCUUCCUCCAUUCCCUCCAUGCUCUUCCUUGUGGGGGUCCUCCCUUUCAUCUCAGAGUCCCCACAGUGGUAUCUCAUCCGGGGAAAGAUUGACGAGGCUAUGAAGCUUAUGCGAGCUAUUGCCAAAGCCAACAAGAAACACCUCCCCGACAGGGUCAUCCUCGCACUUGAUGAGGAAGUGAAUGAAAACUUGAACGAUGGUCCAUCCUGCAAAGAUCAGAUGGACACAAAGGAUGCGAUAACAGGGUCUCUCAUUGAUGUGGUGAAGUCGCCUGUCACUCGGAUUUGCCUUUUCUUGGCAGUGGCAAUCAACUUUCUUUGUUCGGUCGUGUACUAUGGCAUUAGCCUAAACGUUGUCAAUCUCCAGACCAACCUUUACCUUAAUGUGUUCCUCAACGGCGUGGCUGAAAUGCCAGCCUUUACAAUAACGGCCCUAUUGCUUGAUACGUUCGGGAGGAAGCCGCUGGCAAUCAGAACGCAGUGGUUCAGUGGAAUAUUCUGUCUUAUGGGGAGCUUGGUGAUGAUACACGGGGAAUGGAAAGUGGCGAGGAUGGUGUGUGGAAUUCUCGGGAUUUUCGGGAUGGCCGGCACGUAUAAUUUGCUCUUCAUCUACAUGGCUGAGCUGUUUCCAAACGUAAUGAGGAAUGCGGCUCUUGGCUGUGGAGCUCAGGCGGCGCAAAUGGGUGCGAUUUUGGCGCCUUUAGUGGUGGUCUUAGGAGGCGGCUUCCCCUUUGCGGUCUUUGCGGUUUGUGCAAUUCUGGGAGGGAUACUAGCAUUUUACCUCCCGGAGACAUUGAAUCGGCCUUUGUAUGAUACGAUGGCUGGAAUGGAAGGUGGGGAGAGUGUAUGAAGGAACUCAAUCCUCUCACUUCAAACUAAACUUGAUUAAUGUAGACUUAAAUGAUUCUUCUUGAUGAUAGGAUUUUCCUUUUU